Andrographis paniculata is the source of this 2039-nucleotide messenger RNA. Its product is annotated as probable serine/threonine-protein kinase PBL25. The record is from RefSeq and is a predicted model, not a curated record. Bases 412 to 1920 code for a protein of 502 amino acids. NCBI's taxonomy places the organism in Eukaryota, Viridiplantae, Streptophyta, Magnoliopsida, Lamiales, Acanthaceae. Gene Ontology annotation, molecular function: ATP binding; protein kinase activity. The transcript is spliced from 5 exons. Gene Ontology annotation, biological process: protein phosphorylation.
UUGAAUUCAGGGUAGCAAAGUCUGGUUCUCCCUCUCCCUCCAUAAACGAUCCAUUUCCCUUUCAUUCCCAAAUGCUUUCCCUUUCUCCAGCUUUCCACAGCCCCGCCAUCAUCUUCAACGUCAUCUCAUCUGGGGUCCUUCAUUACGCUGGAGGACCCUACACCCCCACCCCACCUCCACCAUCCCCUCCUCCCUCAAACCUUGUUCCCCGCCCUAAUUUGUCUUAAUAAUCUUUUCUUUUCUUUUCUUUGUGUUUGUGUUUGUUUGAUUGAUUGAUUUCUAUCAUUGAUUGCUCGAUUGAUUGUUCCAAUUUUUAGGGAUUAGCUUUUACAUGAUCAUAUUUUGUCUUGAGGACAGCCAUUUGUGUGUUUGCAUUGGUUUCGAGACUCUGAUUUUGGGGAGGCUGGAGAAAUGAAUUGCUUGCCAUGUUUCCAGAACAAUGACGACGAACAAGAGAGCGCCGACGGGAACGACAACUUGCCGGUAGCUCAGCCUAAAGAAACGCCGGCGUCGUCGGCGUCGCCGCCUCCUCCUGCUGCUGGAAAAAAUGAACCGGAGGAAGAUCCAUCAUUCAAUGAGGAAAGUGAAAGAAAAACAAAAAAUUUCACUUUCCGCGAGCUUGCCAUGGCGACAAGAAACUUCCGGCAAGAAUGUUUGCUCGGUGAAGGUGGAUUCGGAAGAAUAUUUAAAGGGACACUCAAAGAAAAUGGACAGAUCGUUGCUGUUAGGCAGCUGGACAGGAACGGAAUGCAACAAGGCGGACACGACUUUAUUCUAGAAGUCGCAAAGUUGAAUAUGCUCGAACACAAGAAUCUGGUGAAUUUGGUCGGGUAUUGCGCCGAUGGAGAUCAGAGGCUUUUGGUGUACGAAUACUUGCCAUUGGGCUCUCUCAAGACUCAUCUAUUCGAAAUUCCCUCUGGAAAAAAGGCGUUGGAUUGGUCGACGAGGAUGAAAAUCGCUUUAGGUGUUGCACAAGGGCUCGAGUACUUGCACGAGACUGCGGAUCCACCAAUCAUAUAUCGCGACCUAAAGCCUUCGAACAUCCUUCUCGCUGAAGACAACACGCCGAAACUAUCUGAGUACGGUCUCGCCAAUUUGUUGCAAUCGGGAGGAAGUAAGACGCAUAUGCCGAGGGUCAUAAGCCAUGGCUAUUGCGCCCCGGAAUACGAAAAAAAUGGCGAGCUAUCCGCAAAGUCGGAUGUUUAUAGCUUCGGCGUGAUCUUGCUUGAGCUCAUUUCCGGUCGCAAAGCUUUGGAUCCUUCCAGGCCGACGGAGGAGCAAAAUCUAGUCGAAUGGGCGCAGCCGUAUUUCCGGGAUCAGACCAAGUUUGCGGAAAUGGCUGAUCCGCUUCUUCGAAAUGGAUUUUCUGCGACGAGUUUGAAUCAAGCUGUCGGAGUCACAGCCAUGUGUCUGCAAGAUGAGCCGAUGGCGCGACCUCUGAUCAGCGACAUUUCAGCUGCGCUUACUUUCCUCGCCAUGGCUCCACCGGAAGCGCCAAUCCCGGCUCGUCUCGCCCCGAUAUUAUCUGCGAGAGUGAAUUCGAUCAGCCAGCAGAAUGGCUCGCAAAAGAUCGCCGUGUCUGCUAGCAGAGUAGAAAGAGCAGAAAGUUCCGACGAUUCAGAUUCUGAUGACGAAGGCAAGAAGAAGCAGAAAUCAAUGAAGCCGAAAUCGAAAAGGCUCGGCUCAAGCGCGAAGCAUAAAAUUAGCAGCAAGAAGAUGAAGAAGAAGGAGGAUAAGUCGGUUUCGAAGAAGAGCCGGAGCAGCAGCUUAAGCUCGAGCAAUUCGAGGCGUCAUGAUUCCGAUUCUGGUUCAAGUAGCGACGAAGAAGAAGACAAACCUUUGGAAGAAGAAGAAGUAGAGGAGGAAGAAGAAGAAGACGACGAGGAAGAAGAAGAGGAACAUAACUCCGAUUCUGAAUAGACGAAAAAUGUGCAGAAAAUACAGACGGACGAUAACACAUUGUGGAUUCAGAAUACCCGAAAACAUCGAAUCUUAAUGAAAAAAAAAAAGAGAAAACAUCGACGGCGACGACGAGGACG